CAGGGGGUGGUGGAAAAUAGGUGGUAUAAACCCUUCCACCCUGGGAUCGUUCGCUCGUCAUCUACUUUAACGCAGGGUGUUUCAAACUCGUAUUCUCCAAAGAGACGACCCUUGUCUCGGAAUCCAAACCGCUCGAACGAACGAUCAUGGACAAAGCCGACUUUUCGACGCAGUCGUCGCAAGGCUUGCGGCUACGCAGGAAAGCGUAUGUGGUUCUGCUGCUGGUGGUGCUAGCCUUGCUCCUCUUCAACACGCGAAGUCAUUUUCCCGAUAUCUCGCAACACGCCGACAUUAUACCUUCAUCACCGAUCUCGGUCGGUCUCAACAACGAAAUCCCCAAUAUUGUGCAUUACGUCCAGUUAUCCAAAGCGCCCGACGCCGAGUUCCACUUCGAGUUCAAGCAUUUCCUGUCGGUAUACUCAUCAGUGGUCUAUCUCCGACCCAAGACCAUCUACCUGCACACAGAUUUCAGCGAAGAAGCCAUCAAGAAGGUGCUGGUCAGCGAAGACCCAAAGCACAAAUGGACCCGUAGGAUCCUGAGCUUGAAGGCCGUCAAGGUCCGACGUGUGCGCGCACCCACCGUGGCUGCGGGCAAUGGCAAGAGGAUCGAAAAGAUCCAGCACAAGUCGGACUUCGUCCGAAUGGACGCCAUCUACGAAUUCGGCGGACUGUACAUGGACUUCGACGUCCUCCCUCUGCGGGACAUCACGUCGCUGCGGCGGUCCGGCUUCAAGAACAUUGUAGGCCGAGAACACGGAGGACAGAUCAACAACGGCUGCUGGCUGUCGGCGCCCAAGACGGCCAUGGUCGACAUCUUCCGAUCCGAGGCCAGCGAGAUCUUCGACGGACGCUGGACGACGCACAGCUGCAAGCUCCUCACCAAGGUCUCGGAGCGACUCGUCCGGACGCCCGGGGAGGUUCUGAUCAUGGACAUGCUUGCCUUUGCCCCCUCGAGCUGGGUCGACGAAGACGUCAUGAAGCUGUGGACCAUCCACAACGAGACGACCAUCUUCCCGGAGGACGACAUCGAUUUUACGAUCCAAGACCCUUAUCAGCGCUGGAACCGCCGGAACAAGGUCGCCGAGUGGGAAAACGACUGGUCCGCCUCGUACUUCCUCCACUCCUUCGACCGCCACGGCAAGAUCCCUCAAGAAUUCAAGGGCGGCGUCAACGUCAAGGAAGUCAUGUACCCGAGAAGCAACUUCGGCCUGCUCACGCACCCGGUCCUCAAGGAUGCCAUGAGGAAUGGCUUGGUCUUCGAGGAGGAUGCCGAGGAAGACCUCGACAUCAUCUAAAGUGAGUGAGGAAGUGAAAGAUCGUGCCUGGAGGUUCCGCAGGAAAUCGCGGGGGUCCCCAUUGGACUCUCCGUUUUCUGGUUGUUGUUUGUCUAACUUAAGUUGCAACGGCCUUUCUUUGUCUACUACCAGGAGCAUCGGUGUUUGUUGGCCUGGGUCAUUAAUGGGAUGAUUCAAUGAGCAUCUACCCGGCGUUGGAGAGCGUGAGCAGCCAAAACGGCUUCUUUUUUUUUUUCAUUUUGCUUUUUACAUACAGUCAAAAGUGGACACUCAGUGGGCCAGCGCCCUAAGUUAGAGCGUCUACAUGAACAGUCACACACCAAAAUCCAAAACCAACUUCAGAAAAA
Molecule: messenger RNA, 1642 nt
Organism: Exophiala xenobiotica
Lineage: Eukaryota; Fungi; Ascomycota; Eurotiomycetes; Chaetothyriales; Herpotrichiellaceae
Exons: 1
Coding region: 147-1295 (382 amino acids)
Source: RefSeq, a predicted model, not a curated record